Molecule: messenger RNA, 5986 nt
Organism: Pangasianodon hypophthalmus (striped catfish)
Lineage: Eukaryota; Metazoa; Chordata; Actinopteri; Siluriformes; Pangasiidae
Gene: rtn3
Product: reticulon 3
Exons: 9
Coding region: 236-3736 (1166 amino acids)
Biological process (GO): brain development; neuron differentiation; endoplasmic reticulum tubular network formation
Cellular component (GO): neuron projection; postsynaptic density
Source: RefSeq, a predicted model, not a curated record
UAUUUCUCUCUCUCUCUCUCUCUCUCCCUCUCUCUCCCCGCCCAGUCCUCUUCCGCCUCACACUGUUAAGAAGCUCCACAUGCGCGCGCGCUCAGGCGUCUCUCGGUGCUGGUCUCGGUGAGGUUGUGUUCCGCUCUCGGGAAAUACUCCGCUGCUCCGGGCCUGUUCACACGGACAGCGUUACUGAGCUGUUGUACUCGUGUGUUGCACUUUCAGACGCAAUACUCUAAACAACAUGGCAGAUCCAAUGACACAGUCCCAUCAGAUAUCGUCGUCCCAAGGGCUGAACGAUGGACACUCCAAAGACUCGAAGUUUUCCGAUUCCUUUUUUUCCUCUUCGCCUGUAUCUCUCAUUCAGUCUUCUCAAGACAAACGGGUGGCACUGGACUCUGAGAAGCCAUCAGAAGGUGUGCCUACCUCACUUCGCUUUUCCUCCCAGCCAAGUUCAUUUUCUCCUGCAACUUAUGGAAAUGAUAACUCCAUUCCUUCGACUGGAAUCAAGGAUCGUAGUUUCCAAGAGAAAAGGGAGCUUUUUGAAUCAUCACUUGGAUCGCAAAAACAGGACUCUUCCCCUAUAAAGAUAUCUCCUGUGUCUGAGCGAAUCAGAGCAUUGGAAGCUCUGGCUGCAAAACAGAAUGAUUCUGAUUGGAGUGAUACAGGGUUUUCUCAUUUCAGAGAACGCCACUAUGAAAAGUCUCAUUCUGAGAUACAUGGCAUCACUCUUCGUUCAUCCAUUAAGAAGAAGCCCACAUCAAGUGAACAAGAUUCCCCAGAAUCUCCCUUUGAGAUUGUUGGUGACGCCAGGCGUGGAAGUGACUUUGAGGAUACGGCUGACUGGAUGAGAGCUCAUUUGCCGCCAGCGCCUAACUUCAACAUUGGAGAAUCUGACUUUGAUGAAAUUAAAGAGUCUUCUGUAAUGCCUGAAUGUCCAUCUGGUGAGACAAAGAGCAAAGAUACAGAUGUACAAGGAAUUCCUUCAUCUUUUGUAGGUGUACCUGAUGAAUUCAUGGACAACCCUGAUGAAGUGUCUAAAGAAAUGAAUGAUGAUUCUAAUCAGUCAAAGCAAGACACUAUUGAGGAUGAGUCAGAAUUUGAUCUCAGAUUUUUACCUACAGCCUACAUGUGGGACAAACAAGAGAAACCUGACAUGGCUACACAAGACCCACCAUUCCUUUCUGACACUCAGGACUCUGAGAUAACUGCAUCUGCUGCACCUCCGGAUGGUUUUGAGGCUUCUUCCCUGGAGUCUUCAACUCCUGUUCCCCAGGCUGACUCUAGUGCAAAACAGCAGCCUACCACUCCGAGUCUUGGCUUGGAGAGUGUAGAGAUCCUUGAAGCUGACAGCUCUGGUGAAUCUGAUGAUACAGUAAUUGAAGAUGCAAGUGGCGUCAGUAAUGAUGCCGUUGAGUGUGGAUUUUCUACAGACAAGCAGACUAUUCCAAAUGAACAAGAGAAACAGUAUAUUCAGGUGCCCAUUAUUAAUGUGAUUGAAACAGAGGAACAGGUUCUCAGUGAUUAUGAAGUUGAGCAUGAAGAAGAGGAAGAUGAUGAGCAGAGAUAUCAGAUAAUGCAAGAACCUGCAACAGAGGCUCCACAACCAUCUGAGGAGCUUUCUGACAUUUCAAGAUCAGAACUUGAAGAGGCUGCUCCAAAAAAGGAUGAUGUUUCCACACAGGAAAAUAGUGCAGAUUCUGAUGGAGAGUAUUCUCGAAAACAUACGAUAAUCAAUGAUGGUAUUAACAAUGACAUGAUUAACCAGACUUCCCUUCCCUCCAAGAGUCAAAGCUCAGAGGACUCUCGCACACAAUCAACAGUGCCGCAGAAUACAGAGGAAACUUCCAUAGAAUCUUCUUUCAACAAUGUAAAAUCAGACAAAUCUACAGAAAUUGUACCUGACCUCUCACCUAGUUAUGAGGAUCUCUCAAAUGAUUUUGAGUCCAGUGACAUAGAUACAUACUUGGAUCAUUAUACUAGUGAGGAACUGGCUUUAAAAGACCAGUUAAAUUCUGGUUUGUUUACUGUAAAUAAUGGGGAUACUAACGAGUUUCUAAAAUCUGACUCUCUUCAACACAGUCAAAAUAAUACUCUGCUUGCUCAGCAGUCAUAUGAGGAAACUGUUGAUGAAUUUGAUGAGACUGUUGAUGAAAGUAAGCAGAAUUAUGACGCCGAACCUGAGCCUUUUCCUGCUAACAUUACAGCAGAUGUCCCUGUGGAGCCUCUGCUUUCGCAAAAUAACAUGCCAAAUCUUGAAUUAGAUGAACAGAGUGUAGAUAUUGAGGAGAAAAAGAUGAUAACCGAUUCAGGGAAUUUUUCUUUGAUUGAGGAGGAGGAUUACAUGACGGCUGCACAAUUUCCCUCUUUUCAUAAUGAUCCAUCAAGCAAAAUCAGUGAUGUGAUCUCUGAUUUUGUGGCCAGUGAUGCAACUGAGGAACUAUUGAUGACCAAGACUGAACAAGAUGAAAUAAUCCAGCAUGAUGCUUCACGUACACAGAUAUCUCCAGAAGCCACAAGCCACCCUGAGCCCAUUGAAGUGGAAUCUGAAAAAAAUGAAAUGGUCCAGAGUGACACUCCUGAUACACAGAUAUCUGAAGAGCCCACAAAUAUACCUGAGCCCAUAGACACAGAAUCUGAACAAGAUGAAAUAAUCCAGUGCAAUGCUCCAGAUAUACAGAUAUCCCCAGAAAUCCCAAGCGAACUUGAGUCCACUGAGGGAAGAUCUUCUCCAACAGCUGCAACAGAUAGUUUUGUCGAGUUUAUGAGAGAAUGUUUAAAAUCACAACAGGAUGAGGAGUCCCAGAGCCUUGGUCCAGUACAGACCACUAAGGAACCUGUAUCAGUUGCUCCUUCUCCCCCUGCUAUGAUCAUGGACUUGGAGCAAGAGUGCCUUACUAUCUCUGCUUUAAAAGAGCUUGGGAGUAGUCAUGAGGAACAGGAUGACAUCAGCAUUCCUAAAGACAUUCCACUCUCUGCAAAGGAUACGCUUUCACGACCUUUAUUUCAGUCUGAUUCUUUAAUUUGCCCAAAUCCAUCUUCUCACUUUCUUCCAAAUGACAACCAGCCAGAUGCCUCACUAACCAAAGAGAUAGAGGCAAUCGACAUCUGGGUGGCAGAAGCUUACCACCUUGCAGAGCAUGUCUUGGCACUAAUACUAACCCACCUUACAGUGUAUGACUUGGUGUACUGGCGGGACCUUAAAAAGUCAGGCGUGGUGUUUGGCAUUUCCCUGCUACUGCUGCUGUCUCUGGCAGCGUUCAGCGUGAUCAGCGUCAUCUCCUACUUGCUCCUGGCACUGCUCUGCGUCACCAUCUCCUUCCGUGUCUACAAGUCUGUCAUCCAGGCCGUGCAGAAGUCCAACGACGGACACCCCUUCAAGGAACUGAUGGAGAAGGAUGUCAGCUUGCCUCCUGAGACCUUCCGCAAGCACGUGGACGCGUGUCUGACCUACAUCAACCGUGCACUCAAGCAGAUGAGCCGCCUCUUCCUGGUCGAAGACUUGGUAGAUUCCCUCAAGCUGGCCGUGGUCAUGUGGAUGCUGACAUAUGUGGGUGCCGUUUUCAAUGGCAUCACCAUCCUCAUUCUUGUGGACAUCCUUGCCUUUACUGUACCACCACUAUAUGAGAAAUACAAGACCCAGAUUGAUCGCUACAUUGACAUUGUACGCACUCAGGUUAAUACUGCAGUGGCCAAGAUUCAGGAGAAGCUUCCCAAAGCAGCAAAGCGCAGUAAAACAGAAUGAUGCACCUCUCUGAUCCCUUCAUGACCACCUCCAGAAUCCCUGUAUCUCUAGCUUCCACCCCUCCCCAGUUUAACCUUUCCUUACAAACCUCUGACCAGCCAUGUGCACUGAACCAGCUAGUCUUUUUAAAAUCUCUGAAGCUUCUCAAUAUUCUUCAGUGUUAAUUCUGAAGCUUAAUUAUGAGCACUAGGGAAGACGCUUGGUGAAGACGCUUACUGAAGCUGGUGACUCAAAUGCAGGAAAUGAUGUAAUUCCACAAGUGAAUGUCCAUUUAUGGCACCCAACUUUCGGCAGGGCAUGUGAACUAGAUUGAAUCUGUGACCUGGUUUUGGAGUGUCCUAAGAGUUGGUGAAAUAAAGACAAGGGUUUGACUUGGAAAACAAAUGUCACACUGAAUAAAUUAAAAAAUGUUACAGGAAGAAAAUGAACGGAAGAAACCAUAAGAAGCCAGGAUUGAUGUUUGCAUAGACCACCUCCCUAAAGACACCUACUGAUUUAUUAUGAAUCUGUCACACACUGUUACUAGACUUGCACAUACAGAUCGAUUAGGAUAUGGACACUGCACCUGCUGGGACGAUUCGCUCUAGUUCGCUUUCCUGUACCGUUUUGGCGUUAAUUUUUAAUUGGGUAUGUAUAUAUAGUUACAACAAUAAGAUUACAACAAGCUCUUUGCUGUGAAGAAGUAGUUUGCAUUGCUUUUUAUAUUUAAUAUCAAAUAUCCUCUGGUGUCUGUUUAAGACUCAGGCUCUUGUUCAGAUGUAAAUGCAUUAUAAUUAUGAUUAUGUCUAUUAAGUCACAUGUAGGGUAGCUGCUCUUGACUCCCCAGGCUGGCAUCUUAACGAGUAGUAUUAAUAUUCUUAUGCUUGAGUUAUUUGUAUAGAAUCUUCAGAGCUUCAGAUCGUGGAGACAACGGUGCGUCCUGUUACUGCUCUGAAGAGAAAGAGGAAGAAGUGUGAUUUGUGUUGGCACCCCAUAUAAUGGUGGUCUUUGUGCUGAUCUGAGAUUAGUCUUCUGGCAAAUGUGGCCUCAGAUCAGCAUUCAGACCAGCAGUAAUGACACUAUAUAGGUGGUUUUGAAUUGGUAUAUUAAAGGUAUUGUUAAUUUAACACAUGUCAAAAGCUGGAAACACAAUCUUGUUAAUUGCAUUCGUUUACACAGUUGGUUUCACAAGGAAGUGUGCUGUUACAAUAGAGCUAUUAUAACACGACUAAUGUGGCUUCAUACAUUCACAUCUAUAAGGGACUUAAAUAUAAGAGGAGAAAACUCAAUGCACUUUGCUUAUUGCCUGCUCUAUGUUUGGCACUGAAUAUUCUAACCGAAUCUUGCUUUAAAUGUACCUGGAAGCACUCUUAUCUUAGACUUCAGUGUCAAAAGUACACCUGUAUUUAUUAAUGCACCAACGUAUAAAAUGAGCACCGGAUUAAUAGAGUAACUACUGCUAAUACUACUACACACGUCUACCAACUGCUGAAUGUUUCAUACUAAUAUUUAUACAGAAUUCUGACUGUCGCAUGCAACCCUGCGUGUUCGUGUUGGAAACUGUUUCAGUGCAGUGCAAAAUUGCUUUGUGUGGAUUGUUUCAUGAAGGUUUAGUUCACUGAACAUGGCAUUGAUGUACAAAACACAAUAUCACCCUUAAAGCUUGACUGUAGUCUGAGUCAGGAUCCUGAAUGUUUAUUUAGGCCUUUUAAGUUUUUUUUUUUUUUCCUUCUUCUUCUUUCAUGUAUGCAUGCAAACAGCACACCUAGACACACUCAUGAACAGGUGAAAGUGUCCAUCGUGUGUACCUGUGUCUUCGUGUUGCUGAACUAACAUGCGUUAUAUAACUCAUGGGUAUGGUGAUGCUUGAAGAAUAGGAUAAUUUUUUAAGUUAAAAUUUGUUCUUCCUUCCUUUCCCAUCUCUUAAAGAAACAAAAUUUUUUUAAUAGGUGCAAACCUCUCGCUUUCAUUCUAUCUAGACAGUGUGUCAUAUUUCUCCUUAGUGUUUCAGUUACGAAUUUGCAUAUUUUUUAACUUAAUCCUAUAAUCUGUCAGCAUGUUUGCUGUCGUUUCUUUUGGAGUUUCUCUCUUGGGGAGGGAGUUGCAGAAGUCAUGUUUUCUUUGGUUUUUGCUUUUGAGUCUAGAUGUGAUAACUAAUAUCCAUGUUCAGUUUGUUAGCAAUGAAUUAAGUUAAUCUGGGAGCUUUGGAAAAAAAAAAUGGGGGGUCCAUGUAAUUGUCAACAUGAAAUUAAUAAAAACAUUAAAAAGAAA